Pezoporus flaviventris is the source of this 4838-nucleotide messenger RNA. RefSeq names its product ALG13 UDP-N-acetylglucosaminyltransferase subunit (gene ALG13). Gene Ontology annotation, molecular function: hexosyltransferase activity. Bases 75 to 3866 code for a protein of 1263 amino acids. The transcript is spliced from 29 exons. Gene Ontology annotation, biological process: dolichol-linked oligosaccharide biosynthetic process. NCBI's taxonomy places the organism in Eukaryota, Metazoa, Chordata, Aves, Psittaciformes, Psittacidae. The record is from RefSeq and is a predicted model, not a curated record.
GCGGAGCGGGCGGUGCACGGCGCCCUCUGGCGGGUCCCCGCGCGCAGACCCGCUCGGCGCUGGGGCCGCCGGCCAUGAAGUUAGUUCUCGUCACCGUGGGUACCACCAGCUUCGAUGACCUGAUCGCGGCCGUCUGCUCCCCGCCCGCGCUGCAGGUGCUGCAGAGCCUUGGCUACGGGAAGCUGGUGCUGCAGGUGGGGCGGUGCGCGCUGGACCCGGCGCUGCUCGGCGGCCCGGACGUGGCCGUGGAAGUGGAAGCCUUCCGCUACAAGGAGUCUCUGGCUGAGGACCUGCGGAGGGCGGACCUGGUCAUCAGCCACGCAGGCGCAGGUAGCUGUCUGGAGACUCUAGAAAAAGGAAAACCACUAAUAGUAGUAAUAAAUGAGAAGCUGAUGAACAACCAUCAGCUUGAACUGGCGAAACAGCUCCACAAAGAUGGGCAUGUCCUCUACUGUAACUGCAGCACUCUUGUGGAGACGCUGCAGUCGAUGGAGUUACCAACUUUGAAACCUUUUCCUCCUGGACAGCCAGAAAAGUUUGCUUUGUUCUUGGAUCAAGUUUUUGGGAUUCAAGGGGUUAUCGAUGUUCGAGGGACUCGAACCCACGGUCCCGGCCGGCCCUUCCGGUCGUUAAGGGUAGAGCGGAGCAGGGACCGGGGGGCUCCUGGCUGGCACCGUAAAAUGGCCGCGGAGGGGUCUCCGCCGCCGGGCCGCGUUCGGGGCCGACCCGCGCUCGGGGCCGCUUUCGGUGGCCGGCGGGCAGGGAGGGGAAUGCGGGAGCCGGACCGGGCCGUGCUCGGGGCUGCUCUCCGUAUGCGGCGGGCAAGGAAGGGGGUGCUGCGGCCGGGCCGGGCGCAGGUGGGCGCGUUGUGCGGCGGCCCCUCAUUAGCAGCAGCCGCGCGGCGAGGCCCCACGCGCCGCUCAGCGCAGCGCUCUGCGUGGAGCUCCCGCGUGCCGUGGCCGCUUCAGCCGCUGCCGCCUUCGCCUCAGCCGCUGCCACCCGCGACGAUGCAGAAGGGCUGGAAGAAGUACUUCGGGCAGAAGUCCUUCAGCGAGGUGGCCAUGGACAAGUACCUGGGCAGCCUGGGGCUGUACCGCAAGGUGACGGCGAAGGACACCUCCUGCUUCUUCCGAGCCGUCUCGGAGCAGCUGUUUUUAACUCAAAUUCACCACCUAGAAGUUAGGAAAGCUUGUGUUUCGUUUAUGAGGCAGCAUCAGCUUCAGUUUGAAUCUUAUGUGGAAGGAUCAUUUGAGAAAUACCUUGAACGACUGGGAGAUCCAAAGGAAAGUGCUGGCCAGCUGGAAAUGAGUGCCUUAUCAGUGGUGUACAAGCGAGACUUUAUUCUCUACCGCUACCCUGGAAAGCCACCCAUUUAUGCUACGAACAAUGGCUUUGAUGACAAGGUUUUGCUGUGUUGUUCAGGCAAUGGCCAUUAUGACUCUGUGUAUACAAAACAGUUCCAGGAAACUGCUGCUAUUUGCCAGGCUGUAUUAUAUGAGAUCCUGUACAAGGAUGUGUUUGGCAUGGAUGAGGAAGAAUUAAAGUCUGCAGUGGAGAUGUUUCGAAGUGGAUCCAAGAAGAACAGAAACAAUGUCUCUGUGGCAAGUGAGGAUGCAAACUUUGAUUGUCUUCAUGAAAAAGUAUCCAGAAAUCCAUCAGAAAAGAGACUGAACGACUGGGAAGGCAAUGAGACUGACAAUCCACAGGAAGAUAAGUUCAAACAAGGCAUUGAAGAAGAAAAGCAUCUGGAAAAUCCAUCAAAGAUGCCUGUUCCUUAUAAAGUACUAAAGGCUCUGGACCCUGGGAUCUAUCGAAAUGUGGAGUUUGAUGUUUGGCUGGACAGCAGAAAAGAGCUUCAAAAAACUGACUACAUGGUGUUUGCUGGGAGACAGUACUAUUUAGGAGACAAGUGUCAGGUACGUCUGGAGCCUGGAGGUAAGUAUUACAAUGCUCAUAUCCAGGAAGUCGGACAAGAUGGUGACACCUUGACUGUAUUCGUUGAGGAGUUGGCAGAAAAGCAUGCAGUUCCUUUGACAAACUUGAAACCAGUGACACAAGUAGCACCUGUCCUUGCUUGGAAUAUGGUUUCCACCAGAAAAGGAGGAACAUAUCAGAAAAUAUCAGGUGGAUGCUUCUCAGGAAUAGAAAUGGAUGCAAAGACACGGAAGAAACUGCCUAAGAAAAUCCGUGGAAAGGAAGUUUUUAUGACCGUUUCUUACAGCAGGGGUCAGGCAGGUCUUCCACCCCGGCUACAGCAUGGCAUUUCUUCGGGGCACUCCACUCCACUUCGUAGCUCGCAGGGUGGUGGGAACAUGCCACCUUAUGAACCCUAUCAUCCUCAGAACACUCCUCAGAGACAUAACCGUGGAUUUGGGAUGUCAAGGGGAUCUGCCCGAUUUAUAAACAGGCACAACAUGGUUGGCCCUCAAAUAGCAUUCUGCCCCAGUCCAGGAAAGAGGUGCUAUCAGAGCUAUGGCAAUUUCUCCUGCAGGUCCUGUUCAUACAGCCGUAGCUGCCGUCGAAUGCAGUGUGUGAAUAAGGAGUGUCAGUAUGGGUUUGUGCCAGGGAAUGGAGAGCAGCCUCAAGGACCAGAAGAAACUAUAACUUUCUAUGAAAUAGAAGGAGAGGAUAACACUGCUUUUCCUGCUUUGCCAAGCCAGGGUAGCCCUGGUCCCAUUAUCCAUGGUACAGCAGGAUUCUGGGUAGCAAGGAGAGGCCCAAACUCAGAUGUGCCUAACAAGCAGAUCCUGAAUUCCUGUGAGGAGGAAGAAGCAAGUGAAAGUGGGAAAUUCCAUGAUGAAUAUAUGUAUGCAUCUCCAGAUCCUGACUGUGACACUGCAACAGUAUUUAGUUCAGCAGAGCCUACGGAAAACUUGAGAGAAAGUGUAGGUAUAGUGUGUGUGCCUUGGGACUUCUUUUGCCUCUUAAAUGGACCAUGCUUUGCUUUGGAAUCCCUUCAGGAAGAAGGGGCAGUCUCUGUGUCACCUCAAGAUGGAGUGGCUUCCCACAGCUGUCCCCAGAAGGUAGUAUCUAGUACUUUUAUGUGCAAGUUGUCUGUGAGUACUCUGACUCUUUUCCAGGUGAUGGUGAAUUCUGCAGCUAUCUCAACCUCUACAGCUGUUUAUGCUGCUCCAGCUACAGGUUUCUCCUCAAAUUCUGUUGCCUCCAGUCCAGCAAGUGCCACAACACCAGUUCCCCCACAAACAGCAGGCCAGCCGGUUGUGGUAUCUCCCCCUUCUAUAGGGAGGCCAGCAGUUUCUUUGGUGCCAUUGCCAAUUUAUUCAGCCCCUCUUCCUCCAGUCAGUGAGGUGGGAGAAGCUGGUGCCGUUCUUCCACCUUACUCUUGUGAUCCCAAUGGCAGUGAUCUGCCUCAAGAUGCAAAGGUCUUGCGGUAUUAUUUUAAUCUGGGAUUGCAAUAUUACCAUCAGAGCUAUUGGCCUCCCAUGAUGUAUGUAGAGCCAGUGCUGCCCCCGUCACCCGUGGAAGUUUAUCCAUCAUAUACUGAGCCAGCUCCUGCCCUAGAUCAGUCAGUACCUCAGCUCUACACUGAUGCUGGGCGAACUGGAAUCCACCAGGUUCCCUUGGAAGCAGCUGCAAACGGUAACUUUCAAAAUGGAGAGGCUCCAGCCCUGUCCUACGGGUCAGUGUAUUACCCAGUCAUGUCAGACCCCUUCAGCCAGCAGUCUCUUCCUGGGUUUGAUUCUUUAGUACCUGCCUAUCGCUAUGUUAGUACCUGGCAUCCAGCAAAUCCACCCUAUGGAAGUUCUCCACAGAUUGCUAAUGCUGUGAGUUCUGGACCAACGCAGCAAGUGAGCUAUAUUGCCUCACCUAACCCUGCACCUCAUGAUGUGCCUCAAGGAAUGUAAACCAGAGAACCAUAAACUCACUUCUUGCCUUUGGUUUAUUUGUUUGUCAACUAUGUUGAUACUGUUUUGUAAAUCUCACCUUGUCUUAGUGGGCUGGGUCAGUUGAUUAAACUACACUCAAAUUUCAUGUCUCUCCUUAGGUUUAUGCUAGUGAUACAUGACUUAAUGUUUUAGUGGAUUAUUUAGGAAAGCAUAGGAAAAGAUUGUACAGAAACAAUAGUGCAGGGAACACAAAGCUUGAGUUUGACUAUAUAAAGUAUGUGUAAUAACCUAUGCUAUCACUAAAUGAAUAUUGUACUUCUGAGGGGUUGCACUGGAACAUGUAGACACCUGGUUCUUGCAUAGUCACUGAAAUAGGCUGCAGUUACAAAUGCAGGUAAAAAUAGGGCACAGGGUCAUUAGAGGAUGUUUGAAAGAGGUUGGCUUUCUCAGAUUCAGCAAAUCAAUGCUGCUUUGCCACUAGUGGUCACAUAUUGUGAUAGCUGUAUUUCUUCUGUCUAAUUUUGUUCUGUAUAGGUUUCAUGAGUCUUGAAACGUCUAAGAAUACUGUUUGAAUAUGUUGGAUAUUGCUCUGUGUUUGUAAGAUUUGGUUUUUGGAAGCUGUUGCACAAAUGAUGGUAGUCUUGGUGUUUACUUUGCACUGAGAGCACAAAAUGAAAGCAUUGAACACAUGGAAGUGAGUGGUCAUUGGAGGAUGAAAAUGUUUGAAAGAGAUUGGCUUUCUCAGAUCCAGCAAAUCAAUGCUGCUUUCCCACUAGUGGUCACAUAUUUGUAAUAGCCAUAUUUCUUAUGUCUGAUUUUGUUCUGUACAGGUUUCAUUACUUUUGAAAGAGUAAGAAUACCGUUUGAAUCUCUUGGAUAUUGCUCUAUGUUUGUAAGAUUUGUUUUGUGGAAGCAGUUGCACAAGUGGUGGUAGUCUUGGUGUGUAUUCUGCACUGAGAGCACAAAAUAAAAGCAUUGAACGCAUGAAAA